Molecule: messenger RNA, 1907 nt
Organism: Momordica charantia (bitter melon)
Lineage: Eukaryota; Viridiplantae; Streptophyta; Magnoliopsida; Cucurbitales; Cucurbitaceae
Source: RefSeq, a predicted model, not a curated record
GAGAGAGAAAUGGAGAAAGGGGUUGCUGAAAUUUCUUCCAAUUUCCAAUUUUGUUUGUAUUCUUCCAAAGAACACAGCCAUCUGACCAAAACCCAGAAGACCCUUCUCACAGAACCAUAACAAGAACCUCACUCUCUGAAAUUCAUCCAACUCCCAAUUUCAACUUCCCCCUUUUCGAUUUUCCCAAUUUCGAGUUCAUUCUCUCUCAAAUUCCACUCUCCAAAACCAACCAUGGCCGAUUCGCCGUGAAGACGAAUUCAGAAUUCAAACCCUGCCCCCAAUAAUGUCCUCCGAAGACAUGAAUGGGCUCAGCUCCCAGCUCGUCUUCUCCGACGAAGCCAUGCCCUUCAAUUGCGCCAACACGCCGCAGCGCCGAGUCGGCGACCCGGGUCCCAAAACCCGCGAGCUCUGCGGUUUCAUGGACGACAAGCUCUUCCCUGUGGACCGCGACCGGUUCUUCGCGCACCAGGGCGCGGAUUUCCGCCGUAGUGUGUUCAGUGACAGCCGGAAUUGGAAUGGGAAUGGGAGUGCGAGAAGUGGGAGUGGGAAAGGAUCGGAGGAGGAAGACGAUGAUGAUGAUGAUGAUGAUGAAGAAAAUGAGGUUGAUGAUGGUGAUGAUGAUGUUGAGGGACUCGUAUCUAUGGAUGAUGUCAAUAAGUGCAAUAAAAUGGCCAACCCCAACAGCAGCAACAGUGAUAGAAACGAUCAGAGUAGUGGCGGCUUAAAAAAUGGGACGAACAAAUUGGGAAAUGGGAAGCCUAAGCACCAUUCUUCUUUUGGUGGAACCCUGUUGGUCAAGGAUGGAAUGGUUGGCCCUUCAGCCAGUAACGCAGGAGCAACGCAGAGUGAGAAUCAUCCUCAGGCAAGGUUGGGGAAUUACCCUAAUGCGGUUACAAUUGCAGAACCUGAUGGUGAUGCUUAUUAUUCCCAAUAUUUGCAAGGCACUGAGGGGUCUGCUUCUGGCCAGAAGGAUUUGGGUAUGGAAAAUGGAUGUGGGUUUAAUGGGAGAAGGGAUGCUUCAAUUUCGAGCGAGCCCGGAGAGUCUCUGAGAACAAUUCUCGCAGACCCUGUGACGGGUGCUCUUAUGGAUGAUGCAAUGAUAUUACCGUGUGGGCAUUCCUUUGGUAGUGGUGGAAUACAACAUGUUCUUAGAGUAAAAUCUUGUUACUCGUGUUCUCAGUCGGUUUCUGAAGACUCUAUUGCUCAGAACUUAUCUCUUCAAGCUGCAGUGCAAGCAUUCCGCAGGGAAGAAGAAAUACUGUUUUACCGCUCACCAAAAAGGAGAAGGGAGAGGUUUGAGCAGGACAAGGGUGGUUAUGGUGAUUUGACUCUCAUGGAUACUCCAAGGGGUCGAGGUGUUCAGUUUCCUUUUGUCGUGACAGAUCGGGUAAUUAUCAAGGGGAACAAGAGGACACCACAGCGUUUUGUGGGACGUGAGGCUGUUGUUACAACACAGUGCUUGAAUGGAUGGUAUGUGGUGAAAACACUAGACAAUGCAGAGAGUGUAAAGUUGCAGUACCGCUCGCUUGCAAAGGUUCCAAACGAUGCAGCAUCAAAACCGAUACCAAGGAAGAUCGCGCCGAAUUGGCUCUAGCCUUGCAAUAUAGAUUAUAGGAACCCGAGUUCAAGAUGCAUUACGAGCCUAGUUUUUCGAGGCUCACUAUGUUGUAUUUAUAACACACAAAAGAGAGAGUAAUAUGUAGGUGUUGUUUUGUUGUAAAUAUGUGUUAAAAGAAGACAAUUUUUCCAUAGUUGGGUUUGAAGAGAGGUAGAAGAAUGAGUUUUGAGAUAGAAAUGCUUGAGGUUUUCUUUUAUCAAGUGAUUAGGAUUGUAUUUAAGUAAAAGAGCUCACCUAAAUUUUGAAACUUAUUGGUAAUGGAAUUUUGGUAGUGUGUGGUUUGGAGGCU